AUGCCCCACUGUACCAACAACUUCGUUUGGUAUUUAGGAAAGUUCAUCGCAGGUUUUACAGGAAUGCUUUUCUUCUAUGUGGUUUUCCUGAAAGAGAGGGAAUACACUUGCUUGUGUAGAGCGAGAAUGCGAGAAUUCUUACGUCGUAAAGGGGAAAAUACUAAUUCUUGUCCUUUAGACGACCAGGCAGAUGCGAAUGCAAAGAAGGAGCUCGGAUCAAAGUCUAUGCUUGUGGCUGUAAGAAACGUUUGGACAUGGUAUACGAAGAUCCGGGAAUGGUUUUUGGAGAACGACCAACCGAUAUCGGAGACUGCAUUUGCAUUAGGAAAAGGCCUUCCUAAAAAUGAAAAUGACGUAUCAUCAUCAAAUUGGACGUGCUGUCUAACGAUGCUCAAUCGAAAAACCAAGCUCAUAGAAUCGACUAUCAAUGAACGAAGAAAACGAAUGGGUAGACACUGUCUUUUUCGCCAUUGCAGUGGACUUGUAUGCGCUCAUAAAUUAAUGAAAAGAAGAAAAAACAGGCAGCAUUGUGUUCAUCUACGCGUUUCUCAUGAUGUUGUUUCCGAUCAUUGGAGGAUAUACGAUAAAUCGAUGCAUAAUAAUAAAGAUAAUAUUAAAGAUGGAAAAGAAAAUAGUGUUUCGAAUGAAGAAAUUAUAAACAUGUUACACAUGCAUAAAGGAGAAAUUUCAAACGAAAUUUCUUGUAACGCCGAGAAAAAAGAAAAAUUAAAAUCGACACUUAAUCGCAAUAUUCCUCGAUUAUCUCCUCGAAUUCUUGAAACUAGAUGCGAGGACAAUAAAAAUUUUGAAAAAUCAAAUAUUUUAAAAGACAUUCGUAAUGAUAUAAAAUAUCCUUUAAAGUGCAUUAACGAAAAUAUUUUGGAAAAGAAAAAUAGUUCCUAUAAAACUAAUAAAAUCGAUACACCGCGAGAAUGUUUGAGAAAAACUUCAAAUAAAAAAUUUUUAUCAAGUGAUCUAAAUUUCAGUAAAACUAUUAUUACAGACAAUUGUAUGAAUUCAAUUUUGUAUCACGAUUUACGAAAAAAAUAUACUCCUACUAUCAAAAAUAAAUUGUCAAAAGAUUAUUUGGAAAUUGAUAAAGUUGUUGAAUUCAACUUGUCUUCGGAAAUGGAGGACGCAGAAAAAAUUAACGCGCAUCAAGAGUUAGACGUUGAUAAAAUCAUGAAUAAUUUUUUGAACGAUGUACAAGUAUUUCCCUUCAAACAAAAGCAAAGAUACAAUUUAAAACACUCCAUAAAUAAACAUCAAUUUUCGAAUUCAAGAUUACAGAAGAAAUACUCAUCUCGCAACAGUAAAAUUGGUUCAAACAUGCAACAAAAAACCUUCCCUACUCUUUGGUAUAAAAAUACAAUGAAGCAGAAAAAACUGUCAAAAUUUUUCUGUCAAAAUUGUAAUUGUAACACAAAAUCAUAUAAUUAUAAUGGUUCCCGAUGGAGUAGCAGGAAACAAUUUUUAUCGUAUCCAAAUUCUUCAAUUCGACCACAGUACAAUAUGUCAUUUACAAAUUUACAAUUGCAUAGAAAUGAUAACAUGUGUGAAUGUCUAAAAAUGAAAAAAAAAAAUGAUUCAAUGAUAGAUCCUAAAUUUGUAUUGUCUCACGAAACUCGUUCGUUUAAAUAUAAACCACAAUCGAUGAAAUAUAAAGAAAAACCGACUAUAGUUAUCUUCAAAAACAGAACACCUAGAUCGAAAAAUUUAAAGAGUUAUAAUUCACCGAGCACUUCUAUCGGAACUAUUGAGAGUUCUGUUCAUGACAGCUUAGAUACGUGUCCAUGUUCAAUUUAUAAGUCACCGCGUUAUAUGAUACCAAAUGAUCAAUAUAAUAAAUACAAUACAAAAAUAGAUCCUCUUCUAUUAUCUUCAUCAUCGAAAUCAUCAUUGUCGAAACGAUGUCAUUCUUGGUCUAUAUUAUCACAAAACUCUAUUUGUCAUAGACAAGAACCAAUUUCUUCUUCUUGUACGAAUAUUCAAUUAUGGAAUAGAUUUCCUGAAAACGAAAAGAGAAAAAACACGUAUCUUUCCUCGAGCUCAUGCUCAUGCUCCACAUCAUCACUGUCAACAUUCAAAGAUGAUUACAGUUUAACAGAAACAGAUACAGAAGCAAAACAAAUUCAAAGAUCAGAAAGGAAGAAACCAAAAUUUUGUGCACAAAAGAAGAAGAUAAUAUAUAUGGAUAAACGUCAUGUUAGAUGGAAUAUUAAAAAUACAUAUUAG
Apis laboriosa (Himalayan honeybee) is the source of this 2235-nucleotide messenger RNA. RefSeq lists its product as uncharacterized. The record is from RefSeq and is a predicted model, not a curated record. NCBI's taxonomy places the organism in Eukaryota, Metazoa, Arthropoda, Insecta, Hymenoptera, Apidae. The transcript is spliced from 9 exons. Bases 1 to 2235 code for a protein of 744 amino acids.